Diachasmimorpha longicaudata is the source of this 2569-nucleotide messenger RNA. Its product is annotated as ATP-dependent RNA helicase DDX54. Gene Ontology annotation, molecular function: ATP binding; RNA helicase activity; RNA binding. The transcript has 4 exons. Gene Ontology annotation, cellular component: nucleus. The coding region runs from base 16 to 2505 and encodes 829 amino acids. NCBI's taxonomy places the organism in Eukaryota, Metazoa, Arthropoda, Insecta, Hymenoptera, Braconidae. The record is from RefSeq and is a predicted model, not a curated record.
UGAGAACUUGUCCCAAUGUCAAGCUUCCCAAUACCCUCUAUAUCAUACCUGAAUCAUGCCUAUGCUGCUAGCCUGCCAAACAUCUACUGUACUGAGUUAUUACCCCACGUGUAUAUAUUUAAUUUUGUAUUUUAUGUCGAGGUAAUAACACAAUCUAAUUCGAAGAUGAAGACGUUAAAGGAGACGGAAUUAAUUGGAUUUGCUGACCCGACUGAUGUUGACAAUGAUGAUGAUAAUGAGUGUUUACCAAAAGCGAAGGCCCCAAAGAAGUGCAGUGGCUUUCAAGGAAUGGGAUUGAGCUUUCCUUUGUUGAAAGGAAUCCUAAAACGAGGAUAUAAAAUUCCUACUCCUAUUCAGAGAAAGACAAUUCCAGUUGCCCUGACAGGUCGCGAUGUAGUCGCCAUGGCUCGCACGGGUAGUGGUAAAACAGCUUGUUUCCUCAUCCCCCUCUUUGAAAAACUGAAAACAAGAAAUGCAAAAGCUGGAGCUCGAGCUCUGAUUCUCUCCCCUACGCGAGAACUCGCUCUUCAGACAUUAAAGUUUAUCAAGGACCUCGGAAAGUUCACAGGCCUCAAAUCAGUAGCGAUUUUAGGAGGAGAUAGUAUGGAUAAUCAAUUCAGCGUUCUUCAUGGAAACCCGGAUAUAAUCGUCGCGACUCCAGGUCGUUUUCUUCAUAUUUGCGUUGAGAUGGAUCUAACUCUUAAAAAUGUCGAGUUUGUCGUCUUCGAUGAAGCGGAUCGACUCUUCGAAAUGGGAUGGGGGGAACAGAUUCAUGAGAUCACCAAUCGUUUGCCAGAGAACAGACAGUGUCUUCUCUUUUCUGCGACGUUACCGAAAGUUCUGGUGGAAUUUUCAAAAGCUGGACUCAGCGAUCCAGUUCUGAUUCGUUUAGAUGUCGAGAGUAAAUUGCCUGAUGAGUUGACUUUGUCAUUCAUCGCUUGUAGGAAGGAAGAGAAGUUGGCAGUGUUGCUGUGUCUUUUGAAAUACGUCAUUGCCAAAGACUCUCAGACAGUGGUUUUUGCAGCCACAAUGCACCAUGUUGAGUACAUCCACAUGAUUCUGGACCAAGCUGACAUCACUAAUACCUUUAUUUACUCGAAUCUUGAUGCCUCCGCCCGAAAAAUCAACGCAGCUAAGUUUCAUUCCGGGAAAGUGAGAGUCCUCGUUGUAACAGAUGUUGCAGCUCGUGGACUGGAUAUUCCACAUCUAGAUAACGUCAUAAAUUUUCAUUUCCCAGCGAAAAGUAAAUUGUUCGUGCACAGGGUGGGACGUUGUGCCCGAGCGGGACGAUCUGGAACUGCUUACAACAUCAUCGCCAGAGAUGAAUUUCCGUAUUUGUUGGAUCUACAUCUAUUUCUGGGCAUGAAGAUGAAUAUUCUACCGGCCGACGGUGAGGCUGAUGGGAAGGACAAAAACCCGGUACAGGGAGCCAUUGGCCGAAUGCCUCCGUCAAUGAUCGAACAGGAAUUGACCGAGCUCAAUACCUGGCAUGAAACUAUGACAGACCUGAAAAAUAUGGAUCAGGUCUCUAAAAAUGGAUACCAACAAUAUCUAAGAUCUCGUCCAUCCGCUUCAGUGGAUUCGGUAAAACGUUCUAAGGAUCUCGAUAUCUCCAGCGCAGGUGUCUUCACUGAUUAUGAAGAUCUCGGUCCUAAAGUCGCAGAUUUUCUCUUGCAGAUGAAGAAAUACCGUCCCACGGGAACAAUUUUUGAGAUAGGAAUGAAGCCCUCGUCAAUGGAUUACAAGAUUAUGAAGACAAAACGACAAUUUCACAAGAAUGCUAUUGAGACGUUCAAGGGACAAGAAGAUGAACGCAAAGAAAAUGCUAAAAAGUUUGUGACCAAAGAACGUGAGACAUCUCAACUCGACAGUAGCAGUUCUGCGGAUAUUGCUGGGGUCUUCAGCCAGGUCAUCACUGAUAAAAAGAGGAAACUGGAUGAUCUCUAUAGAGAAUCAAAAAAGAAGAGGAAGAGAAGAGAAGUGCAAGAUCCAGAAUUUUACAUUCCUUAUUCAGCGGCGGAUAAACAUACUGAAGAAGGUUUAGCUGUUAAUAGUUUUGCUACGGCAGCUGAAAAGGUUCAGAUGGACUUGACAGCUGAUAACGAAGAGUCCAGAAGGUUGGAAACACAAGUGAAGAAGUGGGACAGGAAGAAGAAGAAAAUGAUCACUCUUAAUAGUAAUUCGAAAGUGGGAAAGAUCAGAACUGAAUUUGGCACUUGGAUACCGGCGACGUACAAAACCAAGCGAUAUGAGCAGUGGAAGGAGAAGUCGAAAAUUGGGAAUGACAGUGAUGGUGAUGAAGAGGAAGCUGAGGACAGCAGGAGGCUGAAGACAACGUCGAAUACUCAUUGGGGAAGACACAAUCAGAAGUUGAAAGAGAAAAUAAGAGGAAGAGGAGAACUGAAGACUCCGGAGCAAGUGAUGAAGUUGAGAAAAUUACAGGAGAAAAAGAAAAACAGGGGAAAAAAAGGAAAGGGGUCUAAAGGAAAACGGAGAGGUAGAUGAGGUUCAUGAGAAUAUUUUUAUGAAGUGUUAUGAUGAGAUAAUAAAAUGGAAAAUUUGGAAUUAA